GAUUCCAUUCAGUCGCAUCGUGCCUCGUGUGCGGCAAAGAUGCCAGCAACUGCUCCUCGCGCUCGCAGCCUGUAAAAUAUUUUCACAUCUAGAAACGCAAAUCCUCCCACGUCCAUCUAAUUCCGGGCAUCAUGGGUCUGCGGGAGACCUUCCGUAGUCUGCGGCCAGAUGGUCCUGGUCGCGACAAAACAGGAACAAGCAUCGAGCUGCAGCGCCGUAGUCCCAGGAGUCCAAGGGGCGGGGUGUGCCACCACAACCAGGUGGCCGCUGUCCAGGUCACCGAGCAGUCUCUCCAGGUGUGGAGGGCCCUGCCCGCCGAGAUUCGUCAUGAUCCCAGCAUGGCCAGUUUUCAAAUGGAAAAUGAACGAAUUCAUGGUUCCUCCGUCGGAGUGAGCGAUGAUGACAACGACGACCCGGAUGGCUACGAUGAUGAGGAGGACAGGAGGAAUGCUAGUCGCCUGAACGACGAGCCGGGCUCCAGCUAUGCGGGUUCCGACUUUCUGGACAUCAAGACCAGGCCCGGGGAUGACAAUGUUACCGAUGACGAGGCCACCACCCAUUCCGACCACGAAACCGUCAAUGGUCCUGGAAACGCCAAGUCCCAGGCUCGCAGAAUCCAUCACAAGUCGAAGCGGUCCAAAGAGCAGCGUCAGAGGGACAAGCUCUGGAAGAGAGGCGGACUACUUGUCUUCUGGCUACUGGCUGCUGUAGUUCUCAUCACGGUGGGGGAGAAGCACCUGCUGGAGAAGACCAUAGAUGUACCACAAGGAGAGCAAGGAAAGGUUUUUCAAUUGCUGCAAAAACCCACUGGUGACUUUCGUCUAAAGGUUUAUGGCGCUUUUAGAGAACAAUCUGUUUUGGAUGCCACUGAAAAUGAGACUGUGAGCUAUGGGUUUCUGACAGUGCAGCCCCAGGUAUCGGCUUACAUUGGCGAGAAUCGGAGCAAAGUGUUUCAGGAUAUUCUACCAGCUUGGCGGCUGCCUUUGCUCUCCGAGGAAGAGCUAACACGUGCUCCCGCCGUGGCCAGCAAUCGCACCUAUGAGAUGACCCCGCAACUCAAUGAACUCUUGGCCUCUAAGGACAGCGAAUUUCGAUUGCAUAUCUACAGCGAUGUGGAGACGGACUUGGCCAUUAUCCUCAACUACAACCCUUUGAUAGUCAAUGCCAGGAUAGGUAGCAUCCUCGCCGGAUUGAUCCUGUUGAUCUUCUACGCACUGCUUGUAUGGGAACUUUUCGAGCGACCCUUUGUGGCCAUGAUAUGUUCCAUAUUGUCGGUGACGGCCCUUGCAUGUUUCAAUGAUCGUCCCAAUAUGGAUGAGAUAAUCCAGUGGAUGGACAUGGAGCUGCUAACCCUACUCUUCUGCAUGAUGUUAAUUAUAUUGAUUCUGACAGAGACUGGGGUGUUCGACUAUCUGGCGGUGUUCUGUUUCGAGAUUUCCGGUGGCAAGAUCUGGCCCAUGAUCUACAGUCUCUGCUGGGUCACCUGUGUGGUGUCCAGUGUGCUGGAUAACAUGACUACCGUGCUGCUCCUGACCCCAGUGGCCAUCCGUUUGUGCGAAGUCAUGCAGCUAGAUCCUUUGCCCGUGGUGAUGGGUAUCAUAGUCCAUGCCAAUAUCGGAGGAGCUCUAACUCCCAUCGGAGAUCCCAUAAGCAUUAUAGUCAGCACCAAUCACUAUAUUGUGGAGAAUGAUGUCACUUUUCUGACCUUCGUGGCCCACACGUUCCCAGGUGUCCUCCUGGCCGUUAUCCAGAGUUGUGUCUAUCUGCGUCUCUUCUUCCAUAAUAUCGAUGCUCUGCGUCGCAACGAGCCCAAGGAGAUGAGCGAACUGCGUAGGGAGAUCAAGGUCUGGCAGAGGGCUCUCAAUGCAGUAGCUUCCUGUUCCAAGGAUGCACAAUUGGUCAGGGGUACGUUGCAGGGAAAGGUUAAGCAGCUCAAGAGGACUCUUCGGAGAAUGCAAAAAGGAGUGGGAUCCUCGGAGGUCUAUACUAACACUUUGGAUGAACUCAAGCAAAAGUAUCCUAUUAAAAAUAAGACGUUGUUGCUCCAAUCCGCAGGAGCCCUGGUCUUUGUGAUCAUUUGCUUCUUCAUCCAAUCGGUGCCGCACUGGAGGACCCUGCCCCUGGGAUGGGUGGCUCUACUAGGUGUGAUUCUACUGCUGAUCAUCCUGAAUCGGGAUGACAUGGAGCACUUGAUGCACCGCAUCGAGUGGACGACGUUGCUCUUCUUUGCCGCCAUGUUCGUGAUGAUGGAGUGUGUGGAGCGGCUGGGAAUCUUCUCCUGCAUAGGUGACUUCACCGAACACGUGAUCCUCUCGGUGGGCAAGAGCCAUCGCCUGGCCAUGGGCAUCUUUAUGAUCCUGUGGAUGUCCGCCUUGGCCUCCGCAAUAUUGGACAGCAUCCCGGUAACCGCGAUGAUGGUGAAGCUGGUGACCUCUCUGGUGGCCAAGCCGUCGCUGGGUCUGCCGCUCCAGCCGCUGAUUUGGGCCCUGACUCUCGGGGCGUCUAUGGGCGGAAAUGGAACCCUAUACGGGGCUUCGGCUAAUGUCAUCGCUGCUGGCAUCGCGGAGCAGCACGGCUACAAGCUCUCCUUCACUCGAUAUCUCCGGACUGUGUUUCCCAUGAUGCUGGGACAGAUCGCCCUGAUGACCGUCUAUCUGCUGGUGGCCCACAUUGUUUUUGGCUGGCACUAAGACUCCCUCCGAAUUACACACAUAUUCUAUAUGUAUUCCCCAAUCUAGCUGGCCAUACGAAUCUAUUUAGUAAUCUCCAUGCAUAUAGAAAUGGAGAAUAUUUUUCACCUUGACUCUAUGGUUAUUUUGUGUGAGUUUUACUGUAGAUUUUGCUCUCUUUUACAUUCGUCUCUUGAUGUGUAUUUACUGUAUUUUUCUACAUAUAAGUAUUGGUAUAUCUAAGCGUUUAUUUGCCGUUGGCGAAUGUAUAAAAAUAUACAAGAAUUAUGAAGUAUAUAAACUUGAAAA
Molecule: messenger RNA, 2978 nt
Organism: Drosophila ananassae
Lineage: Eukaryota; Metazoa; Arthropoda; Insecta; Diptera; Drosophilidae
Gene: hoe2
Product: P protein
Exons: 7
Coding region: 132-2690 (852 amino acids)
Biological process (GO): transmembrane transport
Cellular component (GO): membrane
Source: RefSeq, a predicted model, not a curated record